Molecule: messenger RNA, 2063 nt
Organism: Aplysia californica (California sea hare)
Lineage: Eukaryota; Metazoa; Mollusca; Gastropoda; Aplysiida; Aplysiidae
Exons: 8
Coding region: 324-2063 (579 amino acids)
Source: RefSeq, a predicted model, not a curated record
UAUAUGGGGCAUUUUUCUAUAUUUGAGUUUGUUGAGGGGCAGGAUUUUUUUGUGGGGCAUAUAUAAUGCCCCAUAAUUUGAGCUAUGCCAAAACGUUUAUUGGGAUGCCUAAUUGCCCUGUACAAAUUUUCUCACAACAGUGUCUGACAUCGAAAUUUAUACAAAAUCGCCACUGUGAUCCCCAAAACCUGGUUAUUGUGGUCUUCAAGAUAUUUUUAGUAUUUUAGGGGGAGGUAACUAUCAUCUUCUUUUUAGCCUACCCCGACUUCCUGUUUCCGCUUUCGUUUUCUGAACCGGUUACUUUGUUUACACUGGGAAGCAAAAUGGCUUCAUAUGGAAGAAAGAUGUUGGAAGCAGCGUUGUCGAAGAAUGCUCAACCAGAGUCAAGCAGGCCUUACUCCACUCGCUCUGUGAGACCUCCUACUGCUAAAGUUGAUUGUCAGGAUAAGGUAAAAGAGUGGCUACAUUUAUCAUUCUGCUGUCCAGAAGAGGGAGUUCUGGAAGAGAUGGACUGUGGGUCCUCAAGCCAUUCUGAGUAUGAGCCAUUCACUUCAGGCUCAGAAUCAGAAUCUGGAGAAGCGUUCCCAGCAUCAGAAAAAGCUAUCCCAGAAGAAGAAGAUGUCCCAGAAUCUGUAGUGUCACAGGAACAGAGUGAAAUAUUUCCAAUGCUCCAAGGUAUAAGAGAUCUUCCUUCUGUUGGCCCUGAUCGACAACAAAGUGAUGAUGUCGAACCAUUGGAAUGUCCUCCAGAAAAUGACGCUCUUGAAGUAACGGCCCCAUCUCAAAGCCAGCUUCGGAAAGCUUUCGCAAAAGUAAAAAUCGCUGGGGAUCCUAAAUCCGGGAGUAAAAGAAACUAUCGCAAGCCAGACUAUUGUGUCUUUUGCAAGGGGAUGUAUGUCUCAAAGAUAUCUGCCCAUUACCUGUCUGUCCAUUCCAAGGAGGCUAAGGUGAAAGACAUUGUGUCAUUGCCUAUAGGCUCGAAAGAAAGGAAACGGCUCAUGAUCCUCCUACAAAAUGCAGGAAAUCACGAACAUAACUGCGAGGUUUUGAGGAAUGGUUGUGGGGAAAUCACGGUAAGCAGGCGACCCACCACCCAAGAAACUUCCAGGCCUGAAUUGUAUCUCCCUUGCACAGAGUGCAAGGCAUGGGUUUUUGAAAAAAGCCUCAGCCUACAUUCCAAAACAUGUCCUGCUGGAAAGAACUCUGACAAAAAUUUCCUGAGAAACAGCAGGAUGCUGCUGUCACCUUUCCUUCAGCUGGAUUCUGAUGAGGGUGAAAUUGAAGACAUCAUCUCCAAAAUGAAAGAAACCAGCAAAAACCCAGGACUUCGUCAGAUCUGCAUGCAUGAUGUACUCAUCCGCGAAUUCUGCAGAGGGCUUGUCCACAAAUUAGGACCUUUGGAGGAGCAGCGUCGUAAAGACAAAGACAACAUCAGAACGAAAGUGAGGGCUGUAGGUAGACUUGUUGUAAGACUGAAUGAAAAAUCAAAUCAGGAUUUGGACUUGUCAGCUUUCCUCAAACCAACACAUUUCCGGCUGAUAGUAGAAACAGUGAGAGACAUGGGCCUGGAGUCACCCAAUCUGUCACUCACGUUGGGUCAUUACAUCAAACAAAUUGUACAACUUAAGCAGAGUCUGGCCCUUCAGGGUGAAGACGACGAGGCCAGGAAGGAUGCAGACAACUUCAGCCUCCUAAUCGGUGCUCAUUGGAACAAUUAUGUGUCCGCUGUAGCAUUGAGGCGAAUGACACUGAACAAGGCAGUGGAGUUGCCAAAGACAACUGACAUGGUCAGUUUGAAGAAUUUCCUCGAUCAAGAGAUCAAGAAGAGUCUGAGCCUGGCAAAAUUGUCUCCUCAGGAAUGGACUGAUACUGCAGAGGUUGUCAUGGUGCGGAUUUUGCUCUUUAACAAAAGACGUGUAUCUGAAGUGGAGCAGUUGAAAGUGUCAGACAUUCGCCAAAUUCAAACUGACUCUGACAAUGAAGAAAUGUUGGCACAAAUGGGAAUCACGGAGAGGACACUAGCCAAGAGAAUGAGUGUAGUUGAAAGGCUUGCAAGCAUUUAA